AUCUGUGUAUUAUCGCCAUAGUCAGAAAUGCGACUUUUUCCGCUCUACUUUGCUAUAAUCUUCCUAUUUCAAUAUGAAGUUGGUGCAAUAUCGAAUGAAAUCAAAUCCAAACUGAAAAUCUGGUUUGGAACUUUAAAGCCCCUGCAAAAUUCAAUAACGCUUAACACUGUGAAAAAACUUUGCGUUGUGGAAGUGAUUCGAGGCAGCAAGCAUCCGAUAAAAGUUGGAAAUAUUGACAUAUUGAAUAAGAAUACGUUGGAAAACUUUAUAAAGCUGCCGAGCAUUAAAAUGCCGAACAUUACAGUUGUCAUCGUGGAAGAUAAGUUGUCUAAGAAGGCAAGAAGCGCGAGUCGUUAUAAAGAAAAGGAAAUGGAAAAACUAAUUGUAAAAUUUAAGGAGUGUAUAAUUGAAAAGCUUAAGAUACUAGCUUAGUUACGAGAAAAAAUUCUUUUAAAUGUCGUAAAUAUCAAUUUAAUACAAGUAAAUUUACUGUACAAUA
This is a messenger RNA of Drosophila erecta, 499 nucleotides long. RefSeq lists its product as uncharacterized. The coding region runs from base 28 to 432 and encodes 134 amino acids. The transcript is spliced from 2 exons. NCBI's taxonomy places the organism in Eukaryota, Metazoa, Arthropoda, Insecta, Diptera, Drosophilidae. The record is from RefSeq and is a predicted model, not a curated record.